Etheostoma cragini (Arkansas darter) is the source of this 2756-nucleotide messenger RNA. Its product is annotated as glycine receptor subunit alpha-2-like. Gene Ontology annotation, cellular component: neuron projection; synapse; plasma membrane. NCBI's taxonomy places the organism in Eukaryota, Metazoa, Chordata, Actinopteri, Perciformes, Percidae. Gene Ontology annotation, biological process: chloride transmembrane transport; nervous system process; signal transduction. Gene Ontology annotation, molecular function: glycine binding; transmitter-gated monoatomic ion channel activity; transmembrane signaling receptor activity. The transcript is spliced from 10 exons. The coding region runs from base 325 to 1767 and encodes 480 amino acids. The record is from RefSeq and is a predicted model, not a curated record.
AAUCUGAUGCUGUGAGAGCAAUGUUGGCCACUCUGCUUAGGAAAUGGUCCUGUCUCUUUAAGUAAGCUUGCAGAAAUUCCUUGAACAUGCAUGUAGCCAUAAAAAAGAGAUAAAGCUUGAAGUCACCCACACAAACACAGGCAUUUUGAAUUAUACAGCAGCAGCUUCCUGUAUUUUACACCUGCGGAGGGGGAGGGAGGCUCAGCCUGCCCAGAACACAGAUCCUGGCUAGAAGAGCAAGAACAAGUUCCCUACAUCUCUGCUUUUAUUUUAUUUUUCAGUUAUUCCCUUCAUUGGUCUUACAUUUGUUGUUUCUAAUUAAGAAUGCUAUUGCAUAUCUUGUGUGUGGUGUGGUCGUCAUCUGUCUUUUUUCUGCAAGGCAGGUCUGUUCUCUGUAAGGACAUGAAGCUCCCCAGCAGGGCAGCCAAGCCCCCCUCUCCAUCGGACUUUCUGGACAAACUGAUGGGACGCACAUCUGGCUAUGACGCUCGCAUCCGACCCAACUUCAAAGGUCCCCCUAUCAACGUCACCUGUAACAUCUUCAUCAAUAGCUUCGGAUCCAUCACUGAAACAACUAUGGACUACCGGCUCAAUGUAUUUCUGCGACAGCAGUGGAAUGACCCUCGACUGGCAUAUAAGGAGUAUCCAGAUGACUCUCUGGACCUGGACCCCUCAAUGCUGGACUCCAUUUGGAAACCUGACCUGUUCUUUGCAAAUGAAAAGGGAGCAAACUUUCACGAGGUUACAACAGAUAACAAGCUGCUUCGGAUAUUCCAAAACGGAAAUGUCCUCUACAGCAUCAGGCUGACACUUACCCUCUCCUGUCCCAUGGAUCUAAAGAACUUCCCAAUGGACAGCCAGAAGUGUACGAUGCAGCUCGAAAGCUUUGGCUACACCAUGAAUGAUCUUAUUUUUGAAUGGCUGGAUGUGGGAGCAGUGCAGGUGGCUGAUGAUCUGAUGCUUCCUCAGUUUGUGCUGAAAGAGGAGAAAGGCCUAGGCUACUGCACCAAGCACUACAACACAGGUAAAUUCACCUGCAUUGAGGUCAAAUUCUACCUGGAGCGUCAAAUGGGCUACUACCUGAUUCAAAUGUACAUACCGAGCCUGCUCACCGUUAUCCUGUCCUGGGUGUCGUUCUGGAUCAACAUGGAUGCAGCCCCAGCCAGAGUGGGUCUGGGGAUCACUACGGUGCUUACCAUGACGACACAGAGCUCUGGCUCCAGGGCCUCUCUACCAAAGGUGUCCUAUGUGAAAGCCAUAGACAUCUGGAUGGCGGUGUGUCUUCUUUUUGUGUUUGCUGCACUACUGGAGUAUGCAGCCGUUAAUUUUGUUUCACGCCAGCACAAGGAGUUCUUCAGACUGAGGAAGAAGCUCAAAGAGCAACAUCGGCAGAGUACCCAGGGAAGCAGUGACAGUAAGGUGAAAGGAAAAAACACGUCAAGCAACAAUGCUCUUCAUGGGAACGUAGCCCCGCAGUGCACUGUCUGUGCCAGGGAGGAGGAGCUGGCACAGCAGGGAUUACUCUUUCAAAGUUUUGGACUUGCGCUGUCAACAGGAAGGGCACCAGAAAUGGAUGCAACACCAGUCUUUGCCGAUUUACCUCCUGGUUUAGGUUACUAUGAAAUCCGUAGGCGCUUUGUCGAUCAAGCAAAAAGGAUUGACACCAUCGCCCGAGCUCUUUUCCCCAUGAGUUUCCUAAUGUUUAAUGUCCUUUACUGGCUUACCUACAAAGUUUUACGACAUGAGGACCUUCUAGCUGCGCUGUGACAAGCCAAUAACAGAGGAACAUAAAGACAUGGGUACCUUGAAUUCCGCUGUCUUCACUGAAACAUUUACAGGCUGAGAGUCGUCAGCUGAGCCAUGUAAGAGCAUUGUGACUUCAUGUCCAGUCCAUGGCAUGGAAGAGUCCAUCCGUUUCUUUACAUUUUUAACACUUCCAAAGAAACACAAUUUUUUCUUAGCACUGCUGCUUUAUACAUCACACCUCAAUGUACUGUAUGUGUGUACAGUCAGCAUAUUAAGAAUAUCAACACACUUUUUUGGGUGGGGGGAUGUCUGUAUAUGUGAUGUGUAUGUUACUGUAGCCUCACUGUAGCACAUUCUUACCCAGGGUACAUUUUUUAUUGUAAAUGUAUUAAUGCCAGUGUCAAAAUAUCACUACAAGCAGGAUUCAUAUUUUGAAACAGUAGCAACUCUGAUAUGCUUUAUAAGCCUGGGAAAUAUAUUUACCAAAAAUAUUUUUUUUGUUUCUUUUCAGGCUGCAGAAAUCCAAGAUGGAAUUCUAUUUCUUUUGACAUGACUACUAUUAAUCUGUUUACAUUUUGAACCCUCCAAUAGGACGUCUGUAAUAAAGACUGAAAUAAUCUGUUUUUGAAACGUGUUUCAAUUUUAAAUUCAGGUAUUUAAUGCCUAAAUAAGAGAAGGAUACAUUGUCCAGAGAUUUUCACAUGCCACUAUGUUGAUAUAAUGACAUGGCUCACCUAUAGCCAAAUAUAUAUAGAAUAUCUUUUUUUUUAUCAUUAUUAAACCUUAACCGUCUUAGUUUAUACUGGACAGAGAAUAUCAAGGGUGCAUGAGAACAGUUAUCAUAACAUACUGAUGAACUUGUACUAAAUUAUGCUUUGGCCUGCACAAUGGGUGUUGUAUUGGUGUUUAACAAAGCCCAUCUAAAUUACACACUGAGAAAGAUUUUCCUGUUUGUUUGUUUUUUGGCACAAAUGUAUCCCUGAAUUUCUUUGUUGGUCAAUAUAAAAUAA